UGCAAAUAUGGGCCUGGAGGCAAGACUAGCUGAAAAUGACAUGUCCUAUACUAUUUCUAAGUUAUCCUGAUACAGGUGCUUUACACUGCUGUUUUUAGGAGGCUCAAUGAAAUGAAAGGAAACUGCAGCUGUAACAGUACGUUUCAAACAGAACUGUUAUCUCCCAUCUACAGUGUAGCAGUGCAUUUUACCAGUUACCAAAUGGAUAGCUAUAUGGCAGAAAUAAUCUCUAUACUACUAUUUUUUGCAGGAGACACCAUAAAAUGGCAGUGAACAUUAGCAACAGGAGCAGCAGCUGUAACAGUACGUUUCAAACAGACCUGUUACCUCCCAUCUACGGUGUGGAGAUGAGUGUGGCACUGGUGGGGAACAUACUGGCACUGUGGCUGCUUGUGACUAAGGAGAAGAAGAACUGGCACAUGGGAGUGGUGUUCUCCUGCAACCUGGUCAUCAGUGACAUCUUUUACGCCCUCACUCUCCCCCUUCUUAUCCAUUACUAUUCAAGAGGACGGAUCUGGAAAUUUGGUGAUGCUCUCUGCAAAAUAGAGCGCUUUCUCUUCACCUGUAACCUCUACGUCAGCAUUUACUUCAUCAUGUGCAUCAGUGUUCAUCGAUACCUGGCCAUUGUUCAUCCAAUCUUCACACGCAAACACAUUCAACCAAAACAUGCCAAGAUCAUCAGUGUGUUCGUCUGGAUCUUUGUGGCAAGCAUUUCAUCUCCAAUCCUCUACUUUUCAGGUAUCAAGAAGGACAGAUGUUCCUUAUUUGCAAAUCUCAACAGUAAAUCAAACAGGUCUACCUACAGGGUGUUUGUGGCUGUUACAGGCUGUUUGGUCCCAUUUGUAGUUACUUUUGCAUCCUAUUUUGGUGUAAUAUGGGUGGUUUUUAAAAAUGCAAAUAUCACCUCACUGCAGAAGAAAAAAGUGGCUCUGAUUGUGGGUUUAGGCUGCGUCCUGUACGCUGUGUCUUUUGUCCCCUAUCACAUUCUGCAAAUACUGAUCUUUAAACUGUGGGAAGAAGGUAAGACUAAUUGUUAUGUGCGUAAUGGAUACCAAGUGUCAAAGGCGUUAGCCUGCCUGAACAUGUGCCUCCAUCCCAUCCUGUACAUGGCUGUGUUUGACAGUAUCAGGGCAGUGUGCUCAAGAAGGAGCUCAAAUGUAUCAAACUUACAAAUCACAGUUGGAGAACACUCGUCAAAGGACUUUGCAUUGAAAUCCAGAGACUGAGAUUGGAGAAGAUUUUGUUUUCCUGCAACAUUUGUGUUGAUUUGGAUGAAUGUUUGGGGUCAUUAUCAUGUUGAAAAAUUCAUCUAUGGCCAAAUAUUACCCUUCUGGAAGAGGCAACCAGAUUUUGGGCUAAAAUAUUACUGUAGUUAGUAGAAUUUAUAAUACAUUCAAUAUUCACAAGCUGUUAAACAGCCCCAAAAGGUCAAUGUUGCACCUCCAGUUUUAUUUUACAGUGGGUUUGGGGGAUUUUCCUUGUAUGCAGUUGAUAUUUUCGCCACGUGUUUCUUUUGGUAUCAUCUAAACUGAUUACAACGGUAGAUCCAGUGAUGAGAACACUGGAACAGCUCUCAGGAACAGCUUUUUUGUGCAACUCUUCCAAACAGUUUGUGGGGUUUAAUAAUUGAAUUUGAAACUCAACAACCCCAAGAAUCAAAUAAACUGUACAAUUCUGAUUCUGUAAACUUGUGUUCUUCAUCUGUUUUAGUUUCAACUUUAGCUCAUCUACUUUCAAGCUUUCAAAUUAACAAGUAGAGUGAUAUUGGUCUACAUUUGAUUAUUUAUAACCUCAAGUAAAUGCUGUAAUUAGAGAGUGGCUAUCCUGUAAUAUUUUUUUUUACCAGCCAUUAUUUACAAUGUGUGUAUAUAUCAGCUAUAACAUUA
Molecule: messenger RNA, 1886 nt
Organism: Pangasianodon hypophthalmus (striped catfish)
Lineage: Eukaryota; Metazoa; Chordata; Actinopteri; Siluriformes; Pangasiidae
Product: P2Y purinoceptor 11-like
Exons: 1
Coding region: 264-1226 (320 amino acids)
Biological process (GO): cellular response to ATP; calcium-mediated signaling; G protein-coupled receptor signaling pathway
Cellular component (GO): plasma membrane
Molecular function (GO): G protein-coupled ATP receptor activity; neurotransmitter receptor activity
Source: RefSeq, a predicted model, not a curated record